This is a messenger RNA of Baudoinia panamericana UAMH 10762, 1391 nucleotides long. RefSeq lists its product as uncharacterized. The coding region runs from base 164 to 1234 and encodes 356 amino acids. The record is from RefSeq and is a predicted model, not a curated record. Lineage: Eukaryota; Fungi; Ascomycota; Dothideomycetes; Mycosphaerellales; Teratosphaeriaceae. The transcript has a single exon.
CAUUGAUUGAAUCGUUUCGUAAAAUGCGCUCACAGCUGCAAAGACGACAAAAAGCAGUAACUGCAGGGUGUGGUUGAUACUCGGAAUUCCGUCCAGAGGAUCUAGCCACGACGGUGUAAGGAAGUGAGAUGUUGUCACAUCUGUGGUGUCCUAUUGUCUCGUCAUGGCCAACAACCUCAUCUCCAUGGCAGGCUGGUACUUCCUGCCAAACCUCGUCACAGGAUACAUCCAAACAGCCCUCUACACCCUUUUGAUACGUGCUGGCGAACCAAAACCACAACCUGGGGCGCCUCGCUUCAUUCAAGACCGCAAGCGCAUCUUCACGGCCGUCAUCCUGCUCUACCUCCUCUACACCGUCUACGAAGCAGACUGGCAGUUGCGGCUAUCCGGCGACUUCUACCAGGCCCUCGGCGUCUCACACUCGGCCACAGAACGAGAUGUUCAGUCCCGCUUUCGCCGAUUGACCGUUCAGUUUCACCCUGACAAAGUCCCUCCUGGCGCCGACAAAGCAGCGGUCGAGGCCAUCUAUGUGCAGCUCACGGUUGCGAGGGACACGCUCAUUCAUCCGGCGAAGCGCUCCGCGUACGAUCGACUGGGUUCAGACAUCCUGCAGUGGCGACAUUGCAAGACGCUUCGAGACUUCAUAGUGACUGGCGUACAGCGUACAGCCUUGUACUACGCUGGCAGUGGCAGCGUGCUUGUGCUGCUCGGUGUGCUGGGCUAUUUGCAGCAAGGAAAGUUCUGGCGCUACCUGGUGAUGGCUGCGUUGCUCGUGAUUGAAGUACAAACGGUGAUGCGGCCCGACUUUCCGAGAGUCUUGAGUACCGUGGUCAAUCCGUUUCUGGUGGCGACGAAACUCAGGUCACCGUACCUACCGUUUCAGAUGCUGACUCUGCUGAGGAAGCUCACGAUCACAUUCUUCAUUGCACUUUCACAGCUUGGACCGGUCCUCCAAGGUCCGAAUGUACUGAGCGAAGACGAUGCCGUGCCGCCACAGCAGCUUGACCGGGUCGAUGCCCUGACAGUGGCGGCAGACCAGGAGGUUAGCCGGCUGCUAGGUCUGGAGCUUGCGCCUUUUGCGGGUGGAGAGGCGGCGAUGCGAGACUUGCGCACCAGCCUAAAGGAGUGGCUGGUGCAGAAUACCAUUAGAAACGAUCCCGAUGUGAGGGCAGCGAUCACCAGAACUCUGGACAGACGGAGAGGACAGGCUACUGCCGAUGUCAAUGGGCAGUAGUGGUUGAGAUCUUAGUGACACCCGCCCUUGACCACAUCUACAAUCCCGCCCCAUCCGCGAGCUAAAGCUCCAUGGCCCAUGAGACCCUUCAUCUUCACGGCGACGUCCCGCCCCCGCCUCAACCAACAAUACAGAUUCACGGGAACCCUACGAUCGC